Messenger RNA from Mitosporidium daphniae, 453 nucleotides. RefSeq lists its product as uncharacterized. The record is from RefSeq and is a predicted model, not a curated record. The transcript is spliced from 2 exons. NCBI's taxonomy places the organism in Eukaryota, Fungi, Microsporidia. Bases 1 to 453 code for a protein of 150 amino acids. Gene Ontology annotation, biological process: mitotic DNA replication initiation. Gene Ontology annotation, cellular component: GINS complex.
AUGAAAACUGAAUCACAACUGGUGAAAAGCAGGUUUAACGGAGACAUACCCGCAUCGCCUACAUAUGCCAGUGACCAAGAGUCUCCAAUGAGCGCCAUAAUUUCGGAGAUCCUACUUAAUGGGGUAGAAAAGAGCACCAUCCUCGAACUUCCUUGGUGGCUAGCCUCGACGCUCUUGCAAGUGAACUUUGUCGAUAUUUCACUUCCCCGAGCGUUUAAUCAGCGGUCUCGCGAGGCUUUGCAGAUGGGCCCCUGGGCCACCAAUCUGUGUGAACUCUCUCCAUUUUUCUAUAGAUUUUCCAUCAAGCUACUUCCUGUGUAUGCAAUUCGUUUUCUCAAUGAUUUAGAGUUGCAGAUCCAGUUCCACUGUACCAGUUGGUGGUUCAGGUUGGAUCUUGUUUUUGAUUUUAGACCUUCUUGCAGCGCUCUAAAGAAAUCAUCCGGCUGGCUAUGA